CACUGUUAGCCUGCCUGUUUCUGUAAGCUGUUGCUGCUGAUCCGAUUGCUAGACACACUGCUGUAUCAUCCUGCUGUGGAAGCUUCCUGUCUGGUGAGAUACAUAUAGAGAAACCAGGAUGUCUUAUGGAUCCAUUGAUGGGGGGGCCUUUGGCAGUCGAAACCCCUUCGGUGGGCUGGCAAGGCAGGGCUACCAGCCAGUAGCCACACAGGUCAGUCCUUCAGAGCUACAAGAUGUCUUCCAGGAGACUUCCUCCAACAUUUUCCAGAUCAAUGCCAAUGUUGUGACACUGGAGAAGAGCCUCCAGUCACUAGGGACAUCCAGAGACACAGAAGAGCUGCGGCAAAGCCUGCACUCCAUCCAGCAGCAGACAAACAAAGUCAUCACUAGCACCAGCCACCUCAUCAAACAGCUCUCUGACAUCAUCAGUGGCUCCUCCCGGCAGGACAGGCUGAGACUAACCCGUCUGAAGAGUGAGUUCUCUGAGUCUGUCCAGCGUUAUGGAGAUCUACAGAAGAAAAUUGCAGACAGAUCCCGGGCCUUGCUUCCUCCAGCACAAAAGGAAAGGACACAAAGUCCCCAGACACCCUUUGCAAAGCUGUGUGAUGAGGAACCUGUGUUCGGUGCGCCAGAGGCCCAGGAGGGAGAGGGGCUAGCCAUCCUGUCGGAGAUUAGCGAGGAGGAUGUGGAGGCCCUCAGGCUGAGGGAGGAGGCGUUGCUACAGAUAGAGAGAGACAUGCUGGAUGUCAACCAGAUAAUGAAGGACCUGGCCUCUCUGGUACAUGAGCAGGGGGACAGUAUUGACAGCAUUGAAGACUACAUCCAGACAACAUCCUCCAAUGUAGAGUCAGCCAAUCAGGAACUUGCCAAAGCCAGUCGCUACCAGAAACAGGCCCGAAGAAAAAUAUGCUACCUCAUACUGGCAGGAGCAGUGGUCUUGACCUUUUUGGUUAUCAUAAUUGCAGUCUCAGUAAGAAAAUGAAGAGUCAGAACCUGCAGCUCCAGAGUUUCCUUUCCGUGCACUGAUUGAGUAGGGGGAAUGAAGUCUCCCACUUCUCAGUUCUCAUCCUGGCUGGUCACUGAAUGCAGUAGCUGACAAGGUGGCUACCAAUUAUGUCUGCAGUGUGUCAACUUACAAGACUUCAGCCAAAGCCCUUCGCUCUCUUCCCAACCUUGACUCUAUGGUGCCCUGUUCCUAUAUCAUCUGUAAGAGCAAGCCACAGUCCACAAACAUCCUUAUUGCAUACACUCUUUUGAAUUGACAAUGUGCUGUUCGACUACCUUAUACUUAAUUUUCACGUGAGUGUCACAUUGUACACGCUAUUUAACCAGGUCCCCAGGUCCUCACGCCUUUCCAAGCUAGAACUGCACUCCUCCUCUUGCUCUCCAAUCACUUUUGGAACACAAAUGCAAUUCUUAAUAUAAAUGAGAACCAAGUGGUAGUUUGCUUGCUAGUGAACCUGUAGCUAUCCAUUUAAUAUUUAGUGUGUGCUUUUGACCAAGGUGGUUGUCCUUGAAAUAUGUUUUUUGUUAUUCUUUUACAAAAAAAAUUAGGCAGAUUAAAAAUAGUAUGUGUUUAUGUCAUGUGUACAGUACAAAUGUUGGAAUGAUCACACAAACAAAAGAGGCCUAAUCUGAACCAAAAAUAUCCCUCACAUCAUUGAUCCAAAUAGGAAGUUCUGGACUCACAACCACAUUCCACUGGUGUUUCCCUACCACCCUUACACCCUAUUCUAUUCCCAGGAGCAUCAGUGACAACCUCCUCAUCUUACAAGAUGAUCCUUCCACUGGAGCCCUCUUUCCUGAGCACCCCAUCAUCUCAAAUGGUCAACCACUUAAUCUGCGCAACCUUCUUGUCCACAGCUCCCAUGCACACCGGGUCCUUUCCCCUGCCACAGAAUCUGCUGCAUCACCUGCAAGUACAUAUACAGUAUCCAACACAUUUAAGGCCCCUCUUGACAAUUCUGUGUCACCCAGAUGACAUCAUGUACAGUACUUCUAGCAACUUCAUUUACUACAUUUCAUUCAGAAAAUACCCAGCCAUUUACUGUACAGGAGGAGACAGGAAGAAGACUGGCAGACCAUUUCAGAGAUCAUGUCAGAGCUGUGAGGAUCAAAGAUCUCUCCAGAUCGAUAGUUCCCCAUUUCACUUCUGAGAGCCGCAAUCUUUCUGAUCUCUCCGUCUUUGUCCUCACAGAAGGGUUGCUGGACCCCUAUGGCAGAAAGACAUUCAAAACCACAAUUAUCCUUAAACAUGAUCACACCCCCCUCCCCCCUCCUCUCUCCACAACAGACUCAUUUCCUUGUAAAUUCUCUCUUCAUCUUCUUCAUUCAUUUGCAUCUUUUGGCUUUCUACACCUCUCCUCCUUUUCUCCCUGAGUUUAGACACUCAUUCUCAUCUGCUUUAUACCCAUUUCCUCUCUGCUCCCAGUCCCUUGUUAACUACUUUGUCUUUUAUUCUACUUUGCCUUAUUUUUCUGGUACUUCCCCUUUCUCUCUCACACCUGAAGAAGGCUCCACAGCCAAAAAGAUGUGUUUCUUUACCUUGCAGCACAGAAUAAACCUUUACCCGUUUACAGCUACCUACUCGAAUGUAAAGAAAAUGUUAAUGUGUUAAGUCCUUGGUGUAAUUGUUCUAGCUUUUGGACAUGUGCAUGAGUCUCAGUUUUAUCCUUUGAGACUAUAGGAAAAAUCAUACAUCCUUUUUUAUAUAAAUCAACAUUCCAAUUCAACCCACAUUCCCUCAGGUGAACUAUUUUCUUGCAGGUGUUUCAUAUACAGGUGGCUUGCCACAGUUAGGCUUCACCUCGUACUGCCCAAACAAAGAAUUUAUAUAUAUAUAUACAGUAGAUGCUUUGGUCUACAUAGCACUUUUGAAGAUACUACUGCAGUUGGUCUGAAUUUGGUACAAAAAAAAUAAACAAGACACCUUAUCGAGCAUAUAACUUAAGCAAUGUUUCACGAAUUAACAAAAAUCACAAUACUGAAUAUACUGAAAAUACUGAAAUGGAAUACUUUAUCAGCUGAUUUUUGCCAUUUAAGAAUUGACCAAACAUUAUCUAGUUCAAAAUCAUAUUUUGUCUGACUGAGAGCUAUUCAUACUGCAGUAAAAACAAAGGCAUACAGUCCAUUCCAAAAUGUCAUAUGUGGGACUGUAAUCAUAAAACACAUUGUAUGAUGUACAGUAUGGUACUGUAUAUUAGGUACUACAGUAUAUUCCACUGAAUUUCCAAACUAAUUUAAAUGUUUUAGGCUUUUGGCCUAACCCUGCUAUUGAAGAAUGUAAUGCAAGGCCAGUUUUGAUAGUGAUUUGGCUUUAAACCUGGUUCACUAAUGGAGCCAUAGUCAUGCUCAGGGGCAUAAAGACAAGUCCAUUGGAAAAGCACCAGGAGACAUAAACUAAGGAGCUGUUGCAAGGAUAAUUAUGGGGUACAGGGAAGGAUUCAAAGUCAGAAACAUUGAGAAAGAGAUGUUUGGUACUGUACCUUUAUAUUUAGCAGAGUCUACUGUGGGGUUAUUUCUUGCACCUCAAACUUUCAAUAGAAACAUAAAUGUAAUGUAUAUAAAUAAAUAAUUCGAUUUAAAACGUUUCUUAAAUUAGCAAAAAUAUUUCCAUUUAUAAAUAUUGAAAGUAGAUUAGUAGAUCUUUUAAACUAAACAGAACACCAACAGGUCUACAAGUUCCAAAUAUUAUAUUUAAAACAAAUGUACCUUUGAAAUAAUGCAUGUUACAUUAUUUAUUUGAACAUGUAAAUACUAAUUUGAAAAUCAAGUCAAGAGAAUAACAUAUGCCUUAAACAGUGUCUUAUAAGCCUGAUUCAUUCCAAAAGCUGGACAUAAUUCAAUGCACAGUUGCUGGAAAUGUUCAGACAGACCGGCAGGUUUAAGCACCUGAUAACUAGUGACCAAGUGACUGAGGGAGCAUGUCUCAGAAGAGCCUGUUCUCAUCAGCAACACAGCUGAACCCUCCCCCACUCCAGUACAUGAUGAGAACAGGCCAGGGUGAAGACACAUAAAUGAUGUCUUUAAUCCUUACUUGAUGGCCUUAAGCACUCAACCUUAGCAUUUUAAUUAUGAGAAAACACCCCCAUUCUAUCUGCUACAAAUUUCAGCAUUCUUCGUGCUUGCUUCUUGAGAUGGACAUUUAGGGUUUAAUCUGAUCUCAUCUGCUGCCAAGCUACUAAUUUCACAAAGUAACCCUGUAUCGUGUACUACUUAUUAAAGCAGAUCACCAUUCUGUUAUAGAUCAAUAUUCAGCAUAUCCUGUACAGUAUGUAGAAUUUAAUUACACAUGGAUGCAUGGAUGACAUUAAAAGCCACACAAAUUCUAAUUCUAAAGCCACUUACAGUAGCUCCAGUUAAGCACAUAUGAAGACAAUAUGAACAGUCAUAAUUAUUCUUGGUUCCUAAAUUCAUAAGGACAAAUUUAAAUUAUUUAAGCUGCAUUGUAUAAUGCCUAUGUAACUGGACCAAACCUUUGGACUAAAUAAUCUAUGUUGUUAGUAAAUGUUCCUUUGUGCAUAUCUACAAAACUGUUAUGACUAAUUUAAAAGUUUUUGUUUGUUAUUUAUGAAAGUCUGAAAGUAGAACUUCUCAGCUAAAUGUAUUUUUAUUCUGCAAAGAAAUAAAAGGAUGCUAUGACUUUAACUGUUUCUAAACACUUUUGUGCACAGUUGCAUUGUUAAUUGUUUUGCUUAAUUUUAACUCAAAACCAAGAAAAAGCUAAAAUAAAAAUGUGGUUAAGGAGAUUCACUGCAUAUAAACAUACUCAAAGUGAAAGUAAUAUUAAUAUAAUUCAAAUUACUAAUUAUUGUCCUAUAGCCAAUGGUUUGGACAUAGAAUUUGAAUUCUGUCCCAAGGGCAUUAGAUGCUUUGCUUCAUUUUUGGUAACAGCAAAAUGUUUUCCAUGUGUGUUUUAUAUUUAUUCUUUUAGAAUUAUGAUGUAUUUGCUAGAUCCCAUUCUGCAUUUAAUCUAAUAAAUAUUUAUUCCAAAGCUA
This is a messenger RNA of Lepisosteus oculatus (spotted gar), 4997 nucleotides long. It is a transcript of the gene tsnare1, whose product is annotated as T-SNARE Domain Containing 1. Gene Ontology annotation, cellular component: SNARE complex; endomembrane system; membrane. Lineage: Eukaryota; Metazoa; Chordata; Actinopteri; Semionotiformes; Lepisosteidae. Gene Ontology annotation, molecular function: SNARE binding; SNAP receptor activity. The record is from RefSeq and is a predicted model, not a curated record. Gene Ontology annotation, biological process: vesicle-mediated transport; intracellular protein transport; vesicle fusion.